Messenger RNA from Bursaphelenchus xylophilus (pine wood nematode), 8750 nucleotides. The record is from the annotation of a GenBank genome assembly. Lineage: Eukaryota; Metazoa; Nematoda; Chromadorea; Rhabditida; Aphelenchoididae.
AUGCUACAACAACCUGUGGCCAAGGAGUUGCGCUCCUUCCAGAGCCUCUCCAAGUACACGGGGCUUCCUUCUAAAAGGUAUCCACCAGUUUAUCAUCUUCUUCUUGAGACGGAGUUCCUAGGCUUUGCCUAUGGGAUCCACUUUGGCUACAAUAUAUUAUAGUAUGGUCCUCACCGCUAUUUUAAACCAUUUUUACUAACAAAUAACUUUAAAAGAAUACUGAUUUUUCCUUAAAUUAACAAGUUUAGAAUUCUUUAAGCAUCACUCCUUCAACCCUCUAACUCACCUUAUUUAGGUCGGUUAUGCGAAGGCAUUCGACUGUCCAGAAUCGACGGUACUCGAAUCAACGCCGCCGCCGGCACGACUCCCAAAAUGAUGAAGUGAGUUCGGCGGAGAGGAGAUGGCCAUUUACUAUGCAAAGCUGUUGGCUAAUGGGACGGCUUAAAAUCCUCGAGUAAACUCGACGACUUUAAGCGGCGCGGUUGUCGAAUGUUUUCCGCGUUGAAAACAGUCGAAACAAACCCUUGGGGAUUAGGAUUAUAGGCGUUUUGUAAACUCAAACGGGUUCCAUGUUUCUGUACUACACUUUUGAUGGCUCUGUUCGUUCAAAUUACUAUCGAUAUCUCGACGGUUUCGGCUUGAAUGAUAAGCCAUGCUUUAAGGAUUAAGCCACUAACCUUUACGGUCAACACGUAAUGUUAUUUUUUUAUUACAAAAAAUAUUGUUAUUUUAGAGCCAGCUGUUUUUUGGAAGCUCGGAAGAACAUGCAAACCGGACAGUUUUUAAAUUCGUAAUCCGAAUUUUGGCUUUCUUUUGCACUGAAAUUUAUAGAUAGCUACAAUUUUUAAUUUGAUUUUUCUUUAAUUGGGACUAUUUUGCCGCUGUCCCAACUUUAAUCUUGAUGACUUUGAGAAUAAUUUUAUUGAUCAUCUUUUACAGUACCAGACCUUCGAAUCGAUAAGCCAACCGCCGUCGGAGGAGAAUGAAGGAGAUGGAGGUCGACGUUUCUCUUCGAAGAAAGUCGCGAUGCUAGCUGAGCCCGAGCCAAUCAUCGAAGAGACCCGAGUGCCGCAGGUCGAUUGGAAUGAGGACAAAGAUUUCAUCGAAAGUGGUGACUUAGACCUUCCGUAUCCCGGGUAAUCUUUUCUUUACUUUUUGCCAAUUUAAGGUCCUUUCUUCAUAUUUUUCAACCUUCUUUAUACGACUAAUCUGACGCCGAUAUCAUCCUUUCCGUUUUCAGUUUCGUAGAGCCCUCCCUUUACUGCCUCAAGCAAGCCCAACCGCCCCGAUCAUGGACGUUGAAGAUGGUGAUGAACCCUUGGUUCGAUCGCCUCACCAUGAUCGUCAUCAUGCUCAAUUGUAUCACUCUGGGUAUGUAUCGGCCCUGUGAGGAUGGCCCCGAUUGUAAUACAUAUCGAUGCUUUGUGUUGGGCCUCGUCGACCACAUGAUUUUCCUUUACUUUGCAGCUGAAAUGGCAAGUUUUCUUCUCGCUGUGAAUUUUGGGCUUUGAAAAUAUCUUUUAUGAAGAGAAUCUCAUAAAAUACAAGCUUUUAUUUCUAUUAAAAUUUUAGGUGAUAAAAAUAACGGCUCUGGGCUUUACCGGUGAAAACGCUUACCUCUCGGACACAUGGAAUCGCCUCGAUUUUUUCAUUGUAAUUGCCGGGUAAGUCAGUGUGUCCAAUAGAAUAUUUUUUUAGUAUUGCGGAGUACCUUCUACAAGAAUACUUGGGUAACAUUAAUCUAACUGCUAUUCGCACAAUCCGGGUGUUGAGGCCGCUUCGGGCAGUAAAUCGGAUUCCAUCCAUGAGAAUUCUCGGUGAGUCUACGGUACUUGAUCUCAACACAAAAAAUUUAAAAUUCUGUGAACUGUGUUUUAACUUUAAUCCCUCAAAUUUCAGUAAAUUUAUUGUUGGACACUCUGCCUAUGUUAGGCAAUGUCCUGCUGUUGUGCUUCUUCGUCUUCUUCAUCUUCGGAAUCAUCGGUGUUCAAUUGUGGGCGGGUCUUCUGCGCAAUCGGUGUGUGAUCAACUUGCCCCGCACCAACUUCUCGCAUGAUGUGACGGAAGUCGUAUUUCAAAAUGUCUCAUUAACAAAGUAAGAUUUCACUGGUUUUUACGUUUCAUGGAGACCUGUCAUUUUCAGACAGACAUGUGUAAUAUAAGUUUAUGCCGCGGAGAAUGUAGAAAUCUAGAUACAAUCGAAUUUGUAGCUAGACAGACUAAUGGAAAUGAUUUUGCAAAAGUUUGUAUAAAAAUUUAAUUAAAGAAAUUACAUAUUUUUUUGAAUAAUGGCAUUUCAGGUAUUACAUACCAGAAGAUACCUCACUGGACUACAUUUGUAGCCAAUCCGAUGCCGGUGGCCUUCAUACCUGCCAGAAUCUCCCACCCUAUACUGAGAACAAUGUUCGAUGUAAUCUCACCAUCGAAGAGUACGACAAAGUGGGAAAUGGAUCCUGUAUCAACUGGAACAUCUACUACAAUGAGUGUAAGGUGAUGAGGAAGAAUCCAUUCCAAGGCUCGGUCUCUUUCGACAAUAUUGGCUUCGCUUGGGUUGCCAUCUUCUUGGUGAUCAGUUUGGAGGGAUGGACGGAUAUCAUGUACUAUGUUCAAGAUGCUCACUCGUUCUGGAAUUGGAUCUAUUUUGUAUUGUUGAUUGUUAUUGGAGCGUUCUUCAUGAUCAACUUGUGUUUGGUCGUUAUCGCCACGCAAUUUGCGGAGACGAAGAGAAGAGAGACCGAGAGGAUGUUGCAGGAGAGGAAGAGGAUGAAAUCAGUCUCAUCACUGAGUAAGUGGCUACCGUAGUAUGAAACAGACCUUUCUGUCUUCUCCCUCCCAGAUUUGAUUCUCUAUAUUUUUGAUAAAAAAAUAUUUUUUUUUUUUGUAAUUGUCUCUGAAAUCUAUGUCAAUUUCAACCUCAUCCAUUUACACGUAACAACUCAUUAUAGCCAGUAGUGAGCAAGGAGGAGCCACAUCUUCCAAAGAAGGAGGCGGCGACAGUGUUUAUGCCGCUCUCGUUCGAUUCAUUUCCCAUUGGUUUCGACGAUUCAAGAGAUACACUUCAAGAAGAUGGGACGAGUAUCAAGAAAACAGAUCGAACAAGAAGAAGGGUGUCCAGGAAAUGGUCACGUUAAAGGAGACUACAUUUGAUCUUGAUCAAGGAGUGGAUCGGACUAUUGGAGGGUCGUUGAAAGAGAAGGGACCGAGGGAAAAUCAUGAAGAAAGUAAUCGAAGACACAGCUUGAGCCAUAAAAGUAAUGGGAGUAAGUAUCGAAAAACCUUUAGCUUGAUUUGUGAAUCUUUUUUCUUUAGGUGACUAAAGUAACACUAACAAUUUUGAAUUUAAUCUAAACAACUGCCAGAAUUUAGAUUGGUAUCAGAGAUUUAAAUUAUUUUUGCAGGAAUUAAGCACAAUCUGAGCAUUGUUGAGCGUUGGGAUGAGGUCCGCCGAACCGACGAACUCAACGCCGAACUCAUGGAUGGAGAUGAGACCGCAGCACCUCGAUCUCGGCGGUCCACACCCGGCCGACGCACUAAGAACACUCCCCAGAGCGCCUGCCAAAUCCGUUGGCAGUGGUUUCGACAGAAAGUUAAGGAAUUCGCGAAUGGAAAUCACUUUACUCGAGGCAUCUUGAUAGCCAUCUUGAUUAAUACGGUCUUGAUGGGAAUCGAGCACCAUCAACAGCCAGAAUUCUUGACUGUCAGUCUCGAGUACACGAACUACUUUUUCACGGGGCUUUUUGCCUUUGAAAUGUUGUUAAAAGUGAUUUCGGAUGGCCUGUUCGGGUACCUGGCCGAUGGAUUCAACAUGUUUGAUGGCUGUAUUGUCGUCCUCAGUGUGCUGGAACUCUUUCAAGAAGGAAAGGGAGGUCUGUCGGUGCUCCGAACAUUUCGAUUACUUCGGAUUCUCAAAUUGGUUCGAUUUAUGCCGGCUCUUCGGUAUCAGUUGGUGGUUAUGUUGAAGACCAUGGACAAUGUCACCGUUUUCUUCGGUCUCCUGGUUCUUUUCAUCUUCAUUUUUAGGUAAGGCCUUUCUCAACUCAUUCAGCAUAAGAAUAUCUAACAAUUCCAAAAUUAACAUACUAUUUAACAUCCAAAUUCUCUUUCUAUCUCAAUUUCUUCAGCAUUUUGGGAAUGAAUUUGUUCGGCUGCAAGUUUUGCAGCAAGGAUGAGCAUGUGGCUGGACAAGCCGUCAAGAGAUGUGAGCGCAAGAACUUCGACUCUCUUCUCUGGGCAUUGGUUACUGUAUUUCAGGUAGGGGUUUCCGCUAAAAUCAUGAUUUCGUGAUUUGAAGUGAAAAUAAUGACGAUUUCUUCUUUUCUGGUGUAAUUAUGUAAAACCUUCUCUCCUCAAGUAGACUUUAUUCUAUCAUAAUAAUUCUUAUUUUCUAUGUCCACUGCCUUACCAAUUUUCUGUUGCGCAAUGCUUGUUUUGUGUUACCCCUGUUCAAUGUCCUGUAAUGUACUGUUUUGUCGAAUGUAUAAUUUUUUUGGUUUUUGUGACGGGCUGUUUGCAGUAUUCUUGGCAUGGAAAUAUUUGGUUGUAAGUUUUGUAAUCAAGAAUUGAACGAUUGUGAUGAAGAAGUCGGAGCCAAUCAGAAGCGAAUGCACUUUGAUUCACUGUCCAGAGCUAUGCUUACCACCUUCCAGGUAGUUUUAUGUUGUUUGUGCUUUAUUUUUAUAGCAUUUUUGGCCGGAAAUUAUGUUUUAAGGAGGCUAAAUUCGGUUUAUGAUGAUUUUUUGAAGUGUGAUAUUAAGAAUAACAUUUUUAGUGGUUGGUUCACUGUUUUUUUUUUUCUUUUUGUAAGUUGUUGUGACGUGAAAGAAAUUUAAGACGCCAAUCGUUAGUCGAUAUCGGUCUUACAUUAGACACUUUUUAUUACCAAGUACAAUAUAAUUUUUGUUCAGAUCCUCACCCAAGAAGAUUGGAACAUGGUUCUCUUUAAUGGAAUGGCCCAGACAACACCGUGGGCCGCUCUCUACUUCGUCGCAUUGAUGACAUUCGGCAACUAUGUCCUCUUUAAUCUUCUAGUUGCCAUCUUGGUCGAAGGGUUUCAAGAGAGUAAAGAAGAGGAGAAAAGAAAGCUGGAAGAAGAGGCCAGAAAGCAUGCUGAAGACGAACAAAGUAAGCAGCAACAGGAAAUCAAGGAAUUGAUCUACACAACGACGUCUCAGCAGUAUUUGGAGGCAAGAAAGAGUAUCCAGCAGAAUUGCACUUGUGCGCAAGAGAAUUUACAUAGCCUGAGGCAUCGACUGGAGGUUCAUCAACGGACAAGGAGUAUUGUCUCGGCCGAUGUAAGCAUUCUGGGGAUAAAAAUUAAAAUUGCUAGAAAUUAGAAAAAUGAAGUGAAAUAUGAUCAGCAUGUGUCAUCAUGACGCCUUUUUUGCCUUUUUUGAUGAUGCCGAUUGGAAAAAGUCAUCUAUAUAAUGUAAAUUGUGUCGAUUUGCCUAUUUUUGAAGGAAUUUUUUAUUGAAAGUUCAAAUUCUCGGGAUAAACAUGACAGCUUUUAAUUUUUUUUGUCAAAUUUCCCACUUUCAGGAUCAUUUUCGCCGAGAAAGCCGCGAUACUCUCCGCCGACCUCGCUACUACCCCAAUGUCCGUGAGCCCUUUAUCUCCAAUCAUCUCGGCCAUCGUCCAUCCCGUCCUCAUAUCAAUAAUGAGAUCCCAAGUCGUCUAAUGCGCCAUACAUCUCUGGUCCUCCCUUCACAUGGAAGAUUGGUCGACGAGAUCCAUCCCGAACACUCUCAACGUCAACGAAUGAACAGCUGGAGUGGACUCCAUACUCUGCUCAAUCCAACAUGUCCAAUUCAUGGCCCUAGAGCGUUGAUUGAGGCCUAUGCCAUGAACAAGUACCUGAAGAUGAGUCAGGAGCUCAAUAAAGCGAUGGCAGAUCAGGAGAAGGCGGAGAGCGAAAAGAAAAAGAAAUGGUACAUGAGACUGUUGAGGAAGAGCUGUAUCUACACUCGCGCCGACUCUUCUUUGUUCAUCUUUUCUCCCAAAAAUAAGAUCCGAAUUUUUUGUUUGAAGUUGACACAAAAGAAGUGGUUCGAUUACACAAUUCUCGCGUUUAUUGGUGUAAAUUGUAUCACUCUGGCCAUGGAACGACCUUCCAUCCCCCCACAGAGCGUGGAGAGGACCUUUUUGAUCGUUACGGGUUACAUUUUCACUUUUAUUUUCACCGUGGAAAUGACAAUGAAAGUCAUCGCGAAUGGCUGUUUCGUGGGAAAAGGAUCGUAUUUCAAAGAUGGAUGGAACAUUUUGGAUGGAAUUCUGGUCAUAAUUAGUCUGAUCAACUUGCUAAUGGAGAUGUUUGUCAGCGGAGGUACGUUUUGUACGAUGAAAUGUGUUUUGAAAUUUUUUGAACUGAUCUCAAAACUAUUUUUUUAGAUUCUCCGAAAAUUUUUGGAGUUAUCCGAGUUCUCCGACUUCUCCGUGCCCUCAGGCCAUUGCGCGUGAUCAACCGAGCGCCGGGCGUCAAGUUGGUGGUGAUGACAUUGAUCAGCAGUCUAAAACCCAUCGGAAACAUCGUCCUGAUUUGUUGCACCUUCUUUAUUAUCUUUGGAAUUCUUGGAGUUCAACUUUUCAAAGUAAGUAUUAUGCUCUGUAAAUCAAAAAAUUAGUUGGUUGUAGAGGGGUUUCGUUGUACGGAGAAAUGCAUCUUUCAAAUAAGUUUCCUUAAUUUUAGGGAAUGAUGUAUCACUGUGCGGGCGAAGAUGUAAGUAAUGUCACCACCAGAGCUGAUUGCGAAGCGGACCCCCGAAACAAAUGGACAAACCACCGAUACAACUUUGACAACCUAGGCCAGGCCCUGAUGUCGUUGUUCGUCUUGUCGAGCAAGGAUGGAUGGGUCUCCAUUAUGUACCAGGGAAUCGACGCGGUCGGAGUGGACAUCCAGCCAAUCGAGAACUACAAUGAAUGGCGGAUGAUCUACUUCAUCUCCUUUCUGCUUUUAGUCGGCUUCUUUGUCCUCAACAUGUUCGUCGGGGUUGUGGUGGAGAAUUUCCACAAAUGCAAAGAGGCCCUCGAGGCAGAAAUGAGGGAAAAGGCGAGGAAAAAGAGGAUUGAACGACAAAUCAAGCGACAAGAAUACGAAAAGAACUGUCCACAAAAGAAGAAACCAAAGAAAAAGAAGAAGAAUCAACCUUAUUGGGCGACGUAUGGGCCCACCAGAGCGACGGUGCAUAGUAUCAUCACUUCAAAAUACUUCGAUCUGGCCAUUGCUGCAGUCAUCGGAAUUAAUGUCAUUUCAAUGGCCAUGGAGUUUUAUAUGAUGCCUCAGGGUUUGAAAUAUGUCCUCAGGGCGCUGAAUUACUUCUUCACGGCGGUGUUUACGAUGGAGGCCAGUAUAAAGUUGUAUGCGUUGGGAAUUAAACGAUUCUUUCGGGAAAGGUGAGCUAGUACAAUAUAACAUAAGUUGUGAUUUAAACUUUUUGUUGGACGCUCGGUAAUUUUUGCAGAGUACUUUUACUACUGUUUAACCCUUUAUUUACUACGUUCCCAAUAUGAAUGAUUUUCAGAUGGAAUCAACUGGAUAUGUUCAUUGUCAUCCUCUCGAUCGCUGGUAUCAUCUUCGAGGAGUUCGAAGCCCUAGAACUGCCAAUUAAUCCUACGAUCAUCCGAGUAAUGCGAGUUCUUAGAAUAGCCAGAGUCCUAAAGUUACUCAAGAUGGCCAAAGGAAUCAGAUCUUUAUUGGAUACGGUGGGAGAGGCGUUGCCUCAAGUUGGCAAUCUGGGAUCUCUCUUCUUUUUACUCUUCUUUAUCUUCGCUGCUCUGGGAGUCGAGUUGUUUGGCAAAUUGGGUAAGUAUGGUUACAGUAUAACUCUUUCUUCGAAUAAUCGAGGUUACAUGGCUAGUAAGUCAAGUACAAUCUAAUUUUUCUAGAAUGUUCGGAAGAGCAUCCCUGCGACGGUCUCGGAGAACACGCCCAUUUUAAGAACUUUGGCAUGGCUUUCCUGACGUUGUUCCGAAUUGCCACCGGCGAUAAUUGGAAUGGAAUUAUGAAGGUAUACAACUACUACAUCAAAUAUUGAUUUUCUUCUAAUCGAAUAUCUUUAAUCCCCUAAAUUUUAUUUCCAGGACGCUCUCCGGGAUGAUUGUGACAAAUCCGAUCAUUGCCAGCGAAAUUGUUGUGUGGACCCGAUCCUGGCCCCUUGUUUUUUCGUCAUCUUCGUUCUGAUCUCCCAAUUCGUGCUGGUCAAUGUGGUCGUGGCUGUAUUGAUGAAACAUCUGGAAGAAAGCAACAAACGAGAUCAGGAUGCGGAAGGUAGAAUGCACUUUCAUUUCAUUAUUUGUUGAUUUAGCUGGCAAAGAACCACCCAAAGAUCCGGACAAAUCGGACAGUGAGAAUGAUGACACAGAGGCCGAUAUUGAAAUGAAUUUGCCAAUUGAAGAGGUCGAAGCUGAUACAAUUGUAAAUUUUAUAUUGAAUAGUACUUGUUAAUAGACUAUUGGCUAUAGAUUUCAAAGUAAUAUCUUAUAUUUUUCAGACGAAUAUUGAGAGAAAUAUAAUCGAAGUUGAGGAUCAAUUGGCCGAAGAAAUAAUCGAAGACAAGGAGAGUAUUAGUAUCGCUAAUGGAAGUCCCCAUUCCAGCCGAACAUCUCUUCAAUUGUACUCUCUAGAAGGCCAGAAUUUGUUGCCCAGAAAUCGAUCGACGCGCUCCUCAAUGCAGGAGACAUCAAGUUGUUCGGCAUUGGUAGUCCCGGCAGAAAGAAAUGAGCCGAAUACGCAUUUGAAACGCUCUCCUAGCCCAUAG